Molecule: messenger RNA, 1648 nt
Organism: Baudoinia panamericana UAMH 10762
Lineage: Eukaryota; Fungi; Ascomycota; Dothideomycetes; Mycosphaerellales; Teratosphaeriaceae
Exons: 2
Coding region: 146-1648 (500 amino acids)
Source: RefSeq, a predicted model, not a curated record
UAGAGACAGCGUACAAAUGUUAGGCUUGCCGAAAAGGCAGUCCAGGUCACGUGUGGACGCGGAACCGGCGUGAAAGUUAAAGCAGGCAUAUGCAGCUUCGAGUGCCACCUCACCUCACGUUACCACCUGCAGUAGGUCCACAACGAUGCCACAGCUCCCACGCAGAUCAGCACCGCUCCUACGAAAGGUCAAGGGCAAGUCGCACGCCAGUGACGAUGAUCAUGAAGUCGAUGCUACAUUUGGCGCAAACCAGCUUCCUACACCAUCUUCAACGAACAGUGCGCGCAGCGCGACAGACAGUAGCAGGCUGAAGGUCGUUGACGAUAUCGAUAUCUACGCCGACCCCAUAUCUAGCGAUGACGAGCAUCAGACAGGCUUCCAAAACGCGCCGAGUCUUCCGUCAUCCACUGCACCUGGAGCUGGCUCGCCUACGUGCAAGCGAAUCGGUCCGCUUGUUGGGCCCAUAUCGGAGAGAUCAGACCUCCGUUCCCAACGGUUAUCUACGCGCAGCCCACCACAGAGCUCAGGAAACAAGCGCAGUAUCACGGCGGCUUCCGAACACCCCAGCAGCGAGAGCGACGAGAUGGCGGUCGAUUGGAUGAUGGGCUCGCAGUCUAAGAAGCCUAAAAUGUCCGCUUACACCGCCAAUGUACACGCCCAGCCCAGGGUGAAGACUGUGCAGUAUGGUGGAAAGGCGCAGAAACAGCGGUCGCGGGAUGCGGUGCAGAAGAAGAAGGCUGGGUUUAAGCACAUACCGCCAGUGGAGGAGACGACGAAUGCCGCGAAGCCAGCCUUUAAGCGGCCAACUGUGACGUCUGAUAUGUUCAUGUUUGGUGCAGAUGCUGCGUUCAAGCAGCCUGGUCAGCAUGACUCGGUUUCUGGCCAUCAUGAAGACGACUCGUCGUCUCUUAGCGACUAUCCGGACUCGCCGCAACUGGUAAAUGUCGAAGUGCGCUGCGCCGCACCGCGGUCUCCCGAGUGUGCCAUCUGCGGCGACGCUGUUAUGCCUUCUCUGCGAGAGGACUUUGAAGACCAGCAUGGUCUCCGAGGAGUGGCUUUCACCUACAAGUGGCAACAGCGCUUUUGCAGAUAUCACAAGUUACAUCAUGCCCGAGACGUGUGGGAGCAGCGCGGCUUUCCUGACAUCGACUGGGAUGGCCUACCUACGCGACUGAAGCAGCGCAAGCACACGACACACAUCAAGCGAGUCAUCAGCGGCGAGAUAGAGAGCUCCUUCCGCAGAGAAUGGGAAGCAAAGGUAAAGAAGGGCGCUCGGUCUCUACAACAAGCGGCCGACGACGAUGACGGUGCUCGGCGCGCUUCUGCGGGUUAUUAUGGGCCGCGAGGUGAAAAGUUGAUGUCCGACCACAUCCUCGCUUCCUUCGGCGACCUCUUGCGCAAUCAUGCGGCCAAAGACAAGCUUAUCGCUUCCGCUGGGGUUUCGGGUGGCGUGUCGGGCUUCGUGCAGAGUGUGCUUGUUCCCGAAAUUGCUGUCUCCCUCAUACGUGAGGAUCUUGGAGCGAAGAAGGUACGGGAUGGCGAGCAGAUAUUGCUCCUGAGCGCCGAGCUGGGUGAGAUGCUGCAUCCGGAGCUGGAUGAUCUGGCUGUUACACGACCGAAUGUUAGUGAUGAUGAGGCAAUGCGGUAG